Molecule: messenger RNA, 1879 nt
Organism: Carassius gibelio (silver crucian carp)
Lineage: Eukaryota; Metazoa; Chordata; Actinopteri; Cypriniformes; Cyprinidae
Product: neurotrypsin-like
Exons: 7
Coding region: 441-1772 (443 amino acids)
Cellular component (GO): membrane
Source: RefSeq, a predicted model, not a curated record
ACGACCAUAUUCUCACUGAAAUAAUGCCAGCGCUGUGCACUCUCAUUUAAGUGCAGACUCUGAGAGCUUCCGCGCGCUCCUUAGAUCAUGGAACGUCCCACAGAAUCUUAUGUGGUGCCGUGACUAUUUUGGAAGUAUUUUUUAACAAUUUAUUUGCAAUAUUUUGGUUAUUCUGCACCUUGACAACUUAGACUUAAGACCGCAUAUACUCAUUUUUUACCUUCUUUUGCAAAACUUCCAAUCUCUGGUGACUCAGUCAUCAAUAUGCAUGAGUCAUUAAGCCCCGGGCUUCUUAGCUUUCUCUUUUAUUGAUCCGCGUCUGAGCUGCUCCGAUAACAGCCAAAGACAAGAUAUGAGACAACUCAAGGACCAUGUCUCCACAUAGAGGAACUGUUAUUGUUAUUUAGGUUGUGGUGACACUGACAGACAGGUUGAUCGUGAUGGAUGUGAGAUGUGGAGUUCUCUUCGUCUGCUCGCUGCUCGUCGCGUGCAGUGACGGGUCUCCGUUCACCGACUGCAUUCAGAGCAAAGGGAAAGCGGGGUUUUAUGAGGGACCCAUAGACUCGACCGAAUCAGGCGUGAAGUGCAUGAACUGGAGCGAUGUGCCGGGUGUCAUAGAGCGGUAUUCGGGGAAAGGUCUCGGGGAUCACAGUUUCUGCCGGAAUCCGGACGGAAGAAUUCGGCCCUGGUGUUUCUUCCAAAACAGCCGAGGACGCAUAGACUGGGGGUACUGCGACUGCAAGCAAGGUUCUUUGCGACUGCAUGGAGGCAAAUCCAAACUGGAUGGGACAGUAGAAGUGUAUCUGAAUGGUGUGUGGGGAGCCAUCUGCAGUAAUGGAUGGGAUGACCGAGAUGCCGCUGUGGUGUGUCGACAGCUGGGACAGGGUUAUAGAGCGCGUGCACGUGUGAGUCCUCUGUCACGUCUGGUGGUGUCUGUAGUUCACUGGCAGACCGUGGGCUGUGAUGGACAGGAAGAGGACUUACUUCAGUGCAAUCGCACCGUCUGGAACGGGGGAGAGUGUGUUAACCGUCACGCGGCUGCCGUCUCUUGUACACCAGUGGAGGCUUCAGUGUUUAUCCCAGUACGUCUCUCUGGUGGGCCAUCAGCGUAUGAAGGCAGAGUAGAGGUGUAUCAUGCAGGACAGUGGGGCACAGUGUGUGAUGACCAAUGGGAUGAUAAUGAUGCUGAGGUGGUCUGCAGGCAGCUGGGGUUGGGGGGCAUUGCUAAGGCUUGGGUAGGAGCAUAUUUCGGCGCAGGCUCAGGGCGAAUAUUGUUGGAUGAAGUGAGCUGCACAGGAAAUGAGCUUUCCAUAGAGCAGUGUCCAAAAACUGCCUGGGGGGAACACAACUGUGACCACACAGAGGAUGCUGGAGUGUCUUGCAUCCCACUUACAGAUGGUGCAGUGCGUCUGGUUGGGGGUGUGAAGGGUUAUGAGGGGAGACUGGAGGUUCAUUACAGAGGUCAGUGGGGGACCGUGUGUGAUGAUGGCUGGACACAAACCAACACACAGGUCGUCUGCAGGCAGCUGGGCUUCAGGUCAGGGGAGAGUGUGUCGUCAGGGCGGUUUGGGCUGGCGGCGGGUCCCAUUCUGCUGGAUGAUGUUAGGUGUACGGGAAAAGAGCCCACAUUAACACACUGCAGCCGGAGAGGCUGGUUCAAACAUGACUGCACUCACAACCAAGACAUAGCCGUUGUGUGCAACCCCCAACGCUCCAGACACGGAGUGCCCAACAGUAAGAGCUCUGACACACUCAUGUACACACACUAUUAAACUGCUAUUAAUGUUAGAUUUAAGAAUAUUUAAAUAUAUAUGAUUUGUUUUUACUUAUUAUUAAACCACUGUUAAUGACAAAAUACACUCUUUAAUGUAAGUAAUUU